Molecule: messenger RNA, 1432 nt
Organism: Sinocyclocheilus grahami
Lineage: Eukaryota; Metazoa; Chordata; Actinopteri; Cypriniformes; Cyprinidae
Product: SRSF protein kinase 3-like
Exons: 12
Coding region: 27-1205 (392 amino acids)
Biological process (GO): regulation of mRNA processing; peptidyl-serine phosphorylation; spliceosomal complex assembly
Cellular component (GO): cytoplasm; nucleus
Molecular function (GO): ATP binding; protein serine/threonine kinase activity
Source: RefSeq, a predicted model, not a curated record
UCUGCACCAAAUCGUCUCAUGUAGUUAUGGACUCUAAGCUGAAAACACUGAGGAAUUUUGAACAUCUUGAAUCUGAUUACACAGAGGAACAUGAAGAUCCAAGAGAUUACUGCUACGGUGGGUAUCACCCAGUGCAGGUGGGCGAUGUGUUUAAUAAGAGAUACAAGGUUCUGUCAAAGCUGGGUUGGGGUUAUUUCUCUACUGUAUGGCUCUGCAUUGACCUCAGGUCAGGCAGGCAUGUGGCAGUGAAGGUGUUGAAGAGCGGAGCUGGAUUCACUCAGGCUGGCCAAGAUGAACUGACAUUACUGCGAUGUGCUACUGGUCCCACAGCCCGUAACCCUCUCAAAGGACGUAUUGUGCAGUUACUGGAUGAGUUUAAGAUAGCUGGUGUGAACGGCAUUCAUAUUUGUCUGGUGUUGGAGCUGCUGGGACCAGACUUGCACUGUUGGCAAGUGUGUUUUGGGAAUCCAGGUCUCUCUCUCACCGGUGUCAAACAGGUCAUCACUCAGGUGCUUGAAGGUCUGGAGUAUCUUCACAGCCACUGCAAGAUCAUUCACACAGACAUCAAGCCUGAGAACAUCCUGCUGUGUCUCACACAGUCCUCAUCUCAUCCUCCAGGGGGCGCGAAACAAACUUACACUUCAGCCAUUAAAACCACAAUCCUCCAGGAUCCCGAAGCAGCUGCAAAGCCUGGAAACUUGGAUAAUAUCACAGUGAAAAUUGCAGAUCUUGGCAGCUCAUGUUGGGUGUACAAACACUUUUGUCAAGAGAUCCAGACCAGACAGUAUCGCUCUCUGGAGGUUCUUCUAGGCUCUGAAUAUGGUCCUCCAGCUGACAUCUGGAGUGUGGCCUGCUUGGCAUUUGAGCUUGUUACUGGUGAUUCCUUAUUUGAACCCAAAGCAGGGCAUAAUUUCUCCUUAGAGGAAGACCACCUGGCUCAUAUUAUUGAGCUCCUGGGUAAGAUCCCAGUGUCAGUGGCUCUGUCUGGGAAAUAUUCCUAUCAGUAUUUCAACCGCAAAGGUGACCUGCGGCGAAUAGCUGUCCUCCGUGUAUGGGGGCUGUACGAAGUGCUGGUAGAGAAAUAUCACUUUCUCCUCAGAGAGGCCUCACUUUUCUCUGAUUUCCUGUUACAGAUGUUGGACUUCCUGCCAGAACGGAGGGCAACAGCAGCUCAGUGUCUCAAACAUCCCUGGCUAAAGCUGUAACCCUCUCUGGCUUUUUUUACUUGAAUAAGUUUCUGUUCAUGUCUGUUUUGAGUGUGUCGAAUGAAAAGGCCAUGGCUCCAAACUGUUUUUUUUCUAAAUGGGACUGUUCCAAAUCUGUAAGACUUUCUUUCCUCUGUGGAAAACGCAAACAAGAUACUUUGAUAAAUGUCUCUGUAUUGAGGGUCAAUGGGGUCCAAUGUUUUUUGGGCACAACAUUCUUCAAAAUA